This is a messenger RNA of Hevea brasiliensis (rubber tree), 1929 nucleotides long. RefSeq names its product putative receptor-like protein kinase At3g47110. The transcript has 3 exons. Gene Ontology annotation, molecular function: ATP binding; protein binding; protein kinase activity. The record is from RefSeq and is a predicted model, not a curated record. Gene Ontology annotation, biological process: protein phosphorylation. NCBI's taxonomy places the organism in Eukaryota, Viridiplantae, Streptophyta, Magnoliopsida, Malpighiales, Euphorbiaceae. Bases 1 to 1929 code for a protein of 642 amino acids.
AUGGGUGGCAACCAAUUUCAUGGAAGCGUUCCUGUUUCAUUGGCCAAUGCUUCUCAGCUUCAAGAUCUAGACAUCUCUCACAACUUUCUCACAGGGCAAGUUCCUACCAAUCUGGGAAAUUUGAAUGAUCUUCAGCGGUUUAGUUUGGGGCACAACUUUCUGGGAAAUAGCACGAGUCAAGAUUUUAAUUUCAUAACAUCUUUGUCAAACUGCAACAAUCUAAAAAUUCUAUUUUUUAGUGCAAAUAAUUUUGGUCGCUUGUUACCUACCUCCAUAGCCAAUUUGUCUACACUUUAUAUAUUAGGCAUGGGAAGGAAUCAUAUAUCAGGUAAAAUCCCAAUAGGGGUUGAGAAUCUUGUCAAUUUGUACGAAUUAGCCAUGGAGAUAAACCUUUUUUCUGGUGUUAUUCCUUUUUCUUUUGGGAAGCUUGGAAAGCUGCAGUUAUUGGAUUUAGGAGGAAACCUACUGUCUGGUGAAAUCCCAACAUCCCUAGAUAAUAUCACCCAGCUAUAUCAGCUUUAUUUAGAUGAAAACAAAUUAGAAGGAAAAAUACCUUCUAGUAUUGGGAACAUCCAACUCCUGAAACGCUUGGAUAUUUCACAAAAUAAGCUAAUUGGUAUCAUACCCCAACAGAUCUUUGGUCUCUUCUCUCUAUCGGAACUUCUCAACUUAUCACAGAACUCAUUGACAAGUUCCUUGCCCACCCAAGUUGGCAUCCUGAAAAAUAUUCAUGCAUUAGAUGUUUCAGAGAACAAGUUAUCUGGCAAAAUUCCAGAGACAAUAGGUGAUUGUUUGAGCCUAGAAAUCCUUAAUUUGCAGAGUAACUCUCUUCAAGGACCUAUUCCUUCAUCUUUUGCUUCCUUGAGAGGUCUCCAACAAUUAGACCUGUCAAGAAACAACUUGUCAGGAAAGAUUCUAGAAGAUCUGGAGAGCCUUUUGAUUUUACAAUAUUUGAAUCUCUCUUUCAACAACUUUGAAGGUGAAGUGCCAAAAAAAGGAGCUUUUAGAAAUGCAACGACAUUUUCAAUUGUUGGAAACGGUAAGCUUUGCGGGGGGAUCCCUGAAUUGCAGCUGCCACUAUGUCCUAUCCAAAAAAAGAAACAGAAAAAGACUUCCACAAUCAUAAUCCUUGUCACAACCAUCAGUUCAAUUGUGUUCUUCAUGACAAUAACUUGCCUCUGUGUUUUCUAUCGGCGAAAGUCGAGAAAGAAUCCUCCUUCCAUGCCUUUUAUUGUGGAUAAGCUGUUUCAAAUUUCAUACAAGGAACUCUUCCAAGCAACUGCAGGAUUCUCUCCAGAAAACUUAAUUGGACAAGCUUCCAAGAGCUUCUUCGCUGAGUGCAAAGCAUUAAGCAAAAUCCGACAUCGAAAUCGAGUAAAGAUCUUGACAUGCUGCUCUAGUAUUGAUUACAAAGGCAAUGAUUUCAAAGCUCUAGUGUUUGAUUUCAUAGAAAAUGGAAGUUUGGAAAUGUGGUUGCAUCCAGAAGAAAGUCGUAUUGAUCAUUCACAGACUCUGAACCUUCUCCAAAGACUUCAUAUUGCAAUUGAUGUGGCUUCUGCACUGAAUUAUCUUCAUGACCAUUGCGAAAUCAUUCAAUGUGACUUAAAACCAAGUAAUAUUCUUCUUAAUAGUGGCAUGACAGCUCAUGUUGGUGAUUUUGGAUUAGCAAGGUUCCUUACCAAAACAACCAGCUACUCUUCUCAAGGCCAAACUAGUUCCAUUGGGAUGAAGGGAACAAUUGGAAUUGAAGAUAAAUAUACUGCAGAGUAUGGCAUAGGCAGUGAGGCAACAAUAUCAGGAGAUGUUUAUAGCUUUGGGGUAAUUUUACUGGAGAUGUUCACAGGGAAAAGACCAAUUGAAGAAAUGUUUACAGAUGGUCUAAAUCUCCACAAUUUUGUCAGAGCUAAGCUCACGAGAAGAGUCAUGUAA